This is a messenger RNA of Hemicordylus capensis (graceful crag lizard), 2750 nucleotides long. Its product is annotated as cytosolic phospholipase A2 epsilon-like. Gene Ontology annotation, biological process: glycerophospholipid catabolic process. The coding region runs from base 1 to 2619 and encodes 872 amino acids. The transcript has 22 exons. Gene Ontology annotation, molecular function: calcium-dependent phospholipid binding; calcium ion binding. The record is from RefSeq and is a predicted model, not a curated record. Gene Ontology annotation, cellular component: cytosol. Lineage: Eukaryota; Metazoa; Chordata; Lepidosauria; Squamata; Cordylidae.
AUGAGGGUAAUCACGACCCAAACAUCCCAAGACAUCCCUACAGAAAUGGAGAAACAAAGUGGAAGCUUCAAGAAAUCCUGCUCAGGGCUGAAUGUCAGUCGAGUAGGGCCCAAGCCAGCCAGGAAGGAGGAGGCAGCCAGAGUGUUCUCUGCAGCAGAAGACCCCCUGCUGCCCUGCUCAACCCAGACCAGCAUUUGCCAGGCGCAGGUACCAGCCUUUUGUUUGCUCUCCGUACGAAUUAUAAGAAUGAGAAAUGUCCGAAAAGCGGAUUUGUUAAGCCAAAAUGAUUGUUAUGUGAGUCUGAGGUUACCAACAGCUUCUUUUACUGAUGUUCGGACAAAAACCAUCUCAAACUGCAGUAAUCCAGUCUGGAAUGAAACAUUCUACUUUAGGAUCCAGAACGUGGUUAAGAAUGUCCUAGAACUGAAAGUCUGUGAUGAAGAUACCUUCAGGGAUGACCAGCUUUACACAGUUCUUUUUGAUAUAGCUAAUCUUCAGCCUGGAGAAACAGUUUGCAGGAAUUUUGAACUGAACGAACAGAAAGAUGAACUGCUAGAAGUGGAGUUCACUUUGGAAUACAUGCCAGAUAUGCCCGAAUGCCUUACUACAAAUGGAGUGCUAGUGUCUCGGGAACUUUCAUGCUUAAAAGUAGAGGUGGCUGGAAGACAAAAAAGAAAGACACACAGAAAGCGAAGCUUCACAUUCAAUGUGGCAGGAUCUGAUGAAGAAUCUCAGGAAAUUUUACUGGACUCUCAUAGCAGGCACCUCCCCCCAAAUUUUGCAGUGUUCCAUUAUGUCAAGCACUGUAAUCCAGAAUUGGAGGUUAUAUUACCGAAGAAGAGAAGUUCCAUUUGUUCGCCCUCAGAUAAAGGGAUAAAGGACUCUCUAAUUUUGCCUUUGAAUCAACUUCCUAUGGAAGGAAGAGUAGGAAUAGCAAACGACAAAGCAUAUGAAAUAUUUGCGACGACAGGGAACUGCCAGAAAGACCUAGAUAUGCGCUUGGGAUUUGGUAUAUGUCCAGAGGAGCAGGAAUUCAUCUGUAAGCGCAAAAGAUAUGUUGCUGCUGCUCUGAAACAGGUUCUUCAUCUAGAAGAAGAUCUGCAAGAGGAUGAGAUUCCAGUAGUAGCCGCAAUGACAACAGCAGGUGGCAUAAGAUCCAUGACGGCUUUUUACGGAAGCCUAUUAGGUCUCCAGAAACUGAAUCUCUUGGAUUGCUUUUCAUAUAUCACAGGCUUAUCUGGCACAACAUGGACUAUGAUAAAGUUAUAUGAAGACGCACGUUGGUCACAAAAUGAUUUGGAAGGGUUGAUCAGUGAUGCUCGGAGACAAGUAAUGAAAAAUAAAUUGAGUUGUUUUUCUCUGGAGCACUUAAAAUAUUAUGAAAAAGAAAUAUGGCAGAGACACCUUGAAGGUCACAAGUUGUCUUUUACAGAUUUCUGGGGACUCGUUCUUGAAUCUAUGCUUCAUGAUGAGCCAGAUCCCAACAAGCUCUCAGAUCAACGAAAGGCAGUUAAUCUUGGCCAGAACCCACUCCCCAUCUACUUAGCUCUUCAUGUCAGAGAAAAAUAUAGCACUCUAGAUUUUAAGGAGUGGGUGGAAUUUACACCCUAUGAAGUAGGGUUCCUGAAAUAUGGAGCUUUCAUUAAUGCAGAAGAUUUUGGAAGUGAAUUCUUCAUGGGUCGUUUGAUGAAGAAAAUCCCGGAAUCUCGGCUUUGUUUCCUACAAGGCAUGUGGAGCAAUAUAUUUUCCCUGAAUAUGCUGGAUGCCUUAUAUUUAGCAGACUGUUCAGAGGACUUUUGGCAUCGGUGGACAAGAGACAGAAUGGUUGAUAUUGAAGACGAUAACCCAUACACUCUGCCUAAGAGGCCAUAUGUGGAAUCAACACGCCUCUUCAUCCCCAGCGGCACCCUCACAGAUCUGCUUAGAGAUGUUGUAACAUUGCGUCCAGUGGUUUCACAAUAUCACAAUUUCAUGAGGGGCCUCCAAAUGAAUAAUAAAUAUUUGGAAAAUGCCAGGUUUUGUAUCUGGAAAGACACUGUACUAGAUUCUUCCCCUAAUCAGCUGCGAGAUACGGCAGAAUACUUGGAACUUCUUGAUACAGCUUUCUUCAUCAAUACCAGCUGCCCACCUCUUCUGAGGCCAGAGAGGAAAGUGGAUGUUAUUUUGCAUUUAAAUUAUAGUGGAGGAUCACAGACAUUGCCACUGGACUUAUCUGAAAAGUACUAUGAGGAGCAGGGCAUUCCAUUCCCCAAAGCUGUGCUGACUAAAGAAGACAGGGAGCACCUCAAGGAGUGCUACCUCUUUGAUCAGGCAGAGAGUCCAAGAGCUCCUAUACUGCUGUAUUUCCCACUAGUAUGCGACACCUUCCAAAAAUACAAAGCACCUGGUGUGGAACGCAGUCCUAGUGAAAUGGAAGCAGGCCAAGCUGAUGUCAACAGCACUAUUUUUUCCCCAUAUGCUACUGGCAUGCUGCAGUAUUCAGAGGAGAAUUUCAACAAGCUGCUGAAUUUGACCAGUUACAAUAUCCUCAAUAAUGAACAUUUGAUUCAUCGGGCUUUGCAUAUAGCGAUAGAGCGGAAAAAACAGAAGAAGAGAGAGUGCUUAUUCCCUGGUUCUUAAUGCUCUCCAAAUGUGCUUUCUACACUUUUUUACUCAGGAAGCUGUAGGGUAGGGGUGUGCACGAAUUGAUUUUUUUCAUUUUGAUUUGUACCUGAAUUGAAACACCCCCGAUUUGUUUUGGGUCUGAAUCU